Molecule: messenger RNA, 1437 nt
Organism: Symbiodinium natans
Lineage: Eukaryota; Dinophyceae; Suessiales; Symbiodiniaceae
Source: the annotation of a GenBank genome assembly
AUGGAUCAGAAUCGAGGGUUUCGGGAAGUAGCGCCCCCCGAUGAAGCUGAGCAGCAUGCGCAGCGAAGUCAGCUAACCAUGAACAAAACCGGCAAGCGAAGCUACCAAAGAGCUUGUAAAGUUGCCCUGGCGAAGGGAGCAGCACUUUACAAAGGCCGUCUUCUGACAGCUCAGGCUCUAGGAGCUCAUGAAGGACAAUUCGCGUCUCCUGCGAAAGCGGAGAGGCGUUCUUUUCAACCGAACAGACAGAUCCAUCACAAAUUUGACAUGGAAGUCCUUACUUGGAACGCAGGCUCAAUUACAAGUCGAGUUUGGAACGAGAUUCUGGCCCUUUUGGCAACAACAGAGUACAAGAACAUCAAAAUCGUUUUCCUGCAGGAAUCGCAUUGGCAGCAGGACCAGGUCUACAGCUCAGGCCCGUGGUCAGUCCUAACCUGUGGCUCAACAAGCAGACACAAGGCUGGCCUGGUUGUCUUGGUGCAUAGCUCACUGGCUCCUCUUUCAGAAAUUCGCAGCACUUCCAUUGUUCCAGGGCAUUUGCAGCACGUCAUGAUCCCGUGGCAGAGAUCCAGAAUACAUCUCCUGAACCUGUACCAGCACGUCUGGGAUUCAAAGCUCUCGAAGACGGAAAACAGAGGCAGGAGAAAGGACGUGAUGACACAGCUCGAAAAUCGAAUACAGAGAGUCCCACAACGUGACUUCUUGAUUGUGGCUGGGGAUUUCAAUGCGCAUGCGGUGACUGAACGUCCUCAUAUCGGACCAAGUGUGCCUCAUCGAGUACGGUUUGCAAAUGCGGAUGUGAAGACACUGCCCUCGCUCUGCAAAUCCUGUGGACUAACUGCGCUGAACACAUGGGCUUCUGGCCAUCGCAGUACGUAUGCUAACAGUGAUGGCACAUAUUCCUCUCAGAUCGAUUUUUUGCUGGUCAGACUGCACGAUGCUCGGAGGAGAUCCAAGGAGGCCUACUCGGAUAAGAACUUUCCUGUGGCUGCCUACAGAGAUGGAUCAAAACACUUUCCAGUGCGAGCCACUCUGUUCAUUCCUCCUUACAGUCCUACACCCAGCAAGCCACGGCCGUUUGAUGCCACAGCCCUGGAUGCGAGCUUUCGGCGGAAAGAUGACAACUGGCAGGCAUACUCACAUCGUCUGACGGAAGCAGUGGUGAGGACAAUGCAAGUGAGACCGUCUUGGCAAGAACUGGAUGAAGUGAUGGUUAGUGUAUCAGCUGAGCACUAUCCUCCUCCACGCAAGUCUCAGCCAGUAGCAGGUCCAAUUCAUCAGGAAUAUUGGAAGAAAGUGCGGCAAAUCCAGGCGCACAAGAGGGCUGGAACCGAGCAUAAUUCAGAAUGCCAGAAGCUUGUGGAGGACAUCAAGGAGGAGGAAACUUGCUCCGUGGCGCCCAGUGCAGAGAGUCAACCUAAGGGAUCAAGCAGGUGA